UAUGUGUCAAACACAUGUUUUGAUAUCACACUGCCAUAGGUAUGUUUCAUCUCAUGCCAAUAUUAAUUUUAUGUCUCAUAUGAAUUGAGUUUGAUGACCUUAUUGAUUUUUCACACAGUCUAUGCAGCCAGAGGUACAGUGAUCUGCGAAUGGCUUGUCAUGAUGGAUUACGAGUAAAUGUACUAGUAUCCAAGCAAUAAAGUGGGAGAGAAAAAAUCCAGGACUGGAGAAAAAGGAUGAAGUUAGAUCCCCAGUAUUUCUACUCAGAAGUGUUUAUGUGUAAGCCAUGAUGGCUGUUGUUUCUACAUUGAUAUCACACCUUGCGCUAGAUCAGAUUUUCUUCAGUGGUGAUAUAAAAACAACUACGGUGGCAAUAGCGAUCACAGGAUCAUUGUGUUGUUCCAUCGUAUGGCUUAUUGUGCAUUUGCUGGUCACCAUCAACCCAGAGUCUACUACAUUUAGAGCAAGGCGGAAAAGCAAAGGAGAUUCAGUUGCAUCAUUCCACAUAAAGAGAGCCAGUAGUCUGCAAAAUAGAAAGAAUCUUCAAAAACAAAGUUCAAGUCAAAGGAAACACUUGAGGCAGGUCCUACACCGGGACAGUCUCAGUGUUAUCUGCAUAAGUUGUGGUCUUAAUGAGGCUCACUGGACAUGCCGGCUGGUACUGUGUGAAACUUGCUGCCUUUCCAGUAAAUAUACUACCUGUGACUUGGGGCUGGCAGACAUUGAUGCCAGAGUCAAAGUAAGCAACCAUGAUGUGAAGAAACCUAAAGAAAUUGACUUAAGUUAUUUUCAACUGACUUCUUGUCCAAGUAGAAUAGGAUAUGUGGGAGCCCAGCUAAUUGUUUUGAAUCUGUCCAACAACUGUUUGUCCGACCUUCCCAAAGAGAUUGGAUUUCUAUUAGGCCUAGAGGAGCUGUACUUACAAUACAAUGGUUUGAAGGAAUUGCCA
Lingula anatina is the source of this 949-nucleotide messenger RNA. RefSeq lists its product as uncharacterized. Gene Ontology annotation, molecular function: protein binding. The record is from RefSeq and is a predicted model, not a curated record. Gene Ontology annotation, cellular component: cytoplasm. NCBI's taxonomy places the organism in Eukaryota, Metazoa, Brachiopoda, Lingulata, Lingulida, Lingulidae.